AUGGCCAGGACGUACUCGCCCUGGGCCUUCCCAGACUUCAAACCGAGCGCAAGAGCAGUCCUUCCAGUCUUCCGCAUAACCCCAAUUCCUGUCGUUUAUCGAGAGUCUAGAUUCUCUCCACCAGAUAUUGAACUAGACCGGAUAGCCCUUCUUGCAACUGUCCGCCUACGGCGUCUUGAUCUCUAUUACCCACUUCGAAGACGCGCAGAACAGAUCACUAGUAAUGGCCGACAAACCAGCCGAUUUGCCCGCUGUAUACUGGCCCUCCCUAACUCUGAACAGAUAAACCCUCUCCAAUACGCUCCCUGGCACCCUCGCGAGUCUCGCGAGAAUGCUCAAACUCGAAUAGGAGCUCCCAUGGGACGCACUAAGGAACAGGCAGCGGCUAAUUUCAUGGCUUUCCAACGCACCAUCCCUAGCUCAGAUAUUGUAAUCUUUUUAGAUGGAUCUAGGCUAGCAGAUGGACGUGCAGGGGGUAGCUAUAUUGGACUUCAAGCACACUAUCAGUUCCUCCGCUCCUCACUCUCAUACGGACACAGGAAAGAGGUCUUCGACGUAGAAGCAGAAGCAGCUCUAGCUGGAUCUUUCCAAGAAAUCUUUAAAUCCUUCCGCACCCUUGCAGCCGCCUGGCCACUCCGCAAAAGGCUUCCUCACACCAAAAGCGGAUCUAUCCAAAUCCGAUGGGUCCCUGGACACGCCAAAAUCCCUGAGAACGAAGUAGCUGAUCUCGCUGCCAAAGAGGGAGCUGCCUCAACCCCUCCUGCUCCUCACAAAUCCUCAUACGCCUCGCUAAAGAGACACGCCAAGACUCAAUCCCUAUCCGCUGCUCAGUCACAAUGGCAGAAGAAGGCGGAGGAGAGUGUCUCCAUCCUGCGCAACUUCGACGAGACCGGAUUCAUUGUUGGACAAGGAAAAGAUGGAGCGGUGGUAACAGCAUAUCCAAAAACAUCGAAAAGGGUAUUUAGCCUGUCCUCUCGAGAAUCAAUUACUGUCAUUGAGGGUAUAAAUGCCGAAGGAAAGAUUAUACCACCUUUAUUGAUUCCAAAAGGCAAGGUCCAUUUGGAGGAAUUGUACCGGCAUAUAAAAGAUGACGACUGGCUAGUUGCACCUGCUUCGAAUGGAUUUAUCACAGAUGAGAUCGCAUUCGAAUGGCUUCAACACUUUGACCACUUCUCUAGGCCCGAGGCCUUCCCGGAUUGGCGGUUACUUCUUAUGGAUAAUCAUACAACUCAUCUUACUAUACAUUUCGUACAAUAUUGUGAAAUUUGGCACAUUCGCCCAUUCCGAUUUCCGCCUCAUUCUACGCAUUUUUUACAACCGCUCGAUGGACCAGAUGAAGCAUUUGAAGCACUUGUUGCUGAAGGGGAUGCACUAAAAAUAUAUGGCGAGGCGGAUGACAUUAUUCCCAGCUCACCAACUACAAAAUCAAUAUCUCCACCGUCAACCGCCGUAAAACUACGUCGCUAUGUCAAUGAGAUUGAAAAAUCGAUUGACAGUAUAAAGGAUAUUCCUGAUGAAGUAAGCCCGGGCCUUUCACGCCGUAUAAAAGUUGUUAAUCAAGGCAGUCUCACCUUGGCCGAAUUAGGCGAUCUACACCGUGAGAGCUUUGCCAAGGUUCGUGAUACAGCAACGCGCAAGAAUCAAAAAACUACAAAGCGCCAAGUCAAAGUGAGCGGUGCACUUUAUGUAAAAGAUGCGAAUCGCCUCAUGAAACGCCGUCAUGAUGGAGAUUUGUUGAAAAUCUAUAAGAGCCAUGCUGUUGGCGUGCCGCAGCCGACGGAAGAAGCGGCUUCAACAGAGCCUCAAAACAGCGGUUUUUUCUUUGCUACUCAAGAAAACAAGUGA
Talaromyces stipitatus ATCC 10500 is the source of this 1845-nucleotide messenger RNA. RefSeq lists its product as uncharacterized. Gene Ontology annotation, molecular function: nucleic acid binding. The coding region runs from base 1 to 1845 and encodes 614 amino acids. The transcript is spliced from 5 exons. The record is from RefSeq and is a predicted model, not a curated record. Lineage: Eukaryota; Fungi; Ascomycota; Eurotiomycetes; Eurotiales; Trichocomaceae.